AUGGCAUUUGGAGCCAUCGCCUCGACGGGCGUGUUGGGGCUGAGAUUCAACGAGGCUGGAGAGGAGUUACGUCUCAUCAAAACCUCCGAGUUCGACAACGGUACAUGGUACACUGAGCAAGAAAAACUCGACAUCUUUAUCUCCACACCUUCGUGUGCCCAUUUUAUGGAUAUCACAGACAGUAUGGAACUCGAGGAUCACCGUGUUGCUAUGGCCAAUGGUUUCAAAGUCGACAAGCGACAAUCCGCCAGCUUUCCAUCGGCCCCAUCUCACCAGGCUCAAGCCAAUCCACUGAUCGCUCAAAUCAGCAAAACCAACCCGAAGACUUGGAUAACAUCCCUCACUGAUAUCCAGAACCGAUAUUACCGUGGAUCGUAUGCCGCCUCGUCAGCCACUACAGUCUUCAAUCUGAUCAAGAGCGUUGCUGCUGUGAACACGAAGAUUACUGUUCGGCAAUUCACUCACAGCUACAACCAGCCUUCGGUUAUCGCUACAAUUCCCGGCACAUCUGCAAAUGUUGUCAUCGUGUCUAGUCAUUUCGAUUCCAUCAACCAAGCAAACCCAACCACCGGCCGAGCACCUGGCGCUGAUGACAAUGCCUCUGCUGUCGUCACUAUUCUGGAAGCUCUACGCGUUCUUGCUGCAGCCAAGUACGCUCCAAAGAACACCCUCGAGUUCCACUUCUAUUCAGGCGAGGAAGGUGGUCUCUUGGGUGCUCGUGCGGUUAUGCAAGACUACGUCACCCGUAAAGUGAAAGUUCUCGCUCUGAUGAAUCAGGACAUGACCGCUUACUCUCCCAACCACAACAUCGCCGUUUUCACCGACUACGUCAGCACACCUCUAACCAAUUACAUUAUCAAGCUCGUACCAGUGUACACUACUAUCCCAGUGAUUACCGAUACAUGUGGAUAUGCGUGCAGCGAUCAUGGUGCUGCCACAGACGCUGGAUUUGCGGCUGCCUACGUGGCAGAUGAGAACAUAGUUGACUCGAGUCCAUACAUUCACACUGCCAAUGAUGCGGUUUCCACGCUGGACUUCGACCACCUGUACCAGCAUGUGAGAUUGACCGUUGGUUUCCUAGUUGAAGGCUCCUACUUCUAAACGAAGUAAGACUUUCAUGUGCUAGGUUAGAUAAACAUGAUAUGCGCAACGGUGGACAUGCGGAUUCAAACUCCAC
Messenger RNA from Dothidotthia symphoricarpi CBS 119687, 1177 nucleotides. RefSeq names its product bacterial leucyl aminopeptidase. The coding region runs from base 1 to 1101 and encodes 366 amino acids. NCBI's taxonomy places the organism in Eukaryota, Fungi, Ascomycota, Dothideomycetes, Pleosporales, Dothidotthiaceae. Gene Ontology annotation, molecular function: metalloexopeptidase activity. The transcript is spliced from 6 exons. Gene Ontology annotation, biological process: proteolysis. The record is from RefSeq and is a predicted model, not a curated record.